AGAGAGGGGUUUUGGACAGCUGUAUUUGUGCUGAUAAGCGAAGGCACAAGGAGACGAUCGACUAGUGAGGCAAGAGGGAAGCGGCGGCUCGGAGCUGCUGAGAGGGGCUGCGCUUCCCUCCCGAGACGGCUCGGCCCUCCCGGCGCCGUGCUGGGGCUUGGGGGGGACCCGAGCCCCUUCCCAGCGCCUGGCCGGGCUCUCAGCCGGUGCCCGUGCCAGGGUGCAGCUCGCUGGCUGGGCACACCGGCCGCGCGGGGCAGAUGCCGAUUGAGAUCGUGUGUAAAAUCAAAUUUGCCGAGGAGGAUGAGAAGCAGAAGGAGAAAGAAGAAGGGGAUAAGGAGAGCCUGAUUGAGGAGCCCGCCCGGCCCCGCUCCCGGGACCUGGCCGCCUUCGCCAGCACCAGCACGCUGCACGGCCUGGGACACAUCUGCAGGUCGGGGCGGCUGGGCGUGCGCCAGACCCUCUGGGCGUUUGCCUUCCUGGCCUCGCUCGCCUUCUUCCUCUACCAGGCGGCCAAGUCGGCACUGCUCUACCUGGAGCACCCCCACGUCAUGGCCCUGGACGAGGAGGCCAUCCGUGAGAUGGUCUUCCCCGCCAUCACCAUCUGCAACAUCAACCGCUACCGCCACUCGGCACUCACCGACGCUGACAUCUUCCACUUGGCCAACAUGACUGGGCUGCCCCCCAAGGACCGGGAUGGCCACAAGGCCACGGACCUGCUCUACCCUGACCCCGACAUGGCCGACAUUGUCAACCGCACCGGCCACCAGCUUGACGACAUGCUCAAGAGCUGCAACUUCAGCGGCGAGAACUGCUCCUCCCGCGAUUUCACUGUGGUCUACACACGCUAUGGUAAGUGCUACACCUUCAAUGGGGACCGGAGGAACCCACGAGUGACCCGCCAGGGUGGCAUGGGCAACGGGCUGGAGAUCAUGCUGGACAUCCAGCAGGAAGAGUACCUGCCCAUCUGGAGAGAGACCAACGAGACGUCAUUUGAAGCUGGCAUCCGGGUCCAGAUCCACAGCCAGGACGAGCCACCCUACAUCCAUCAGCUGGGCUUCGGUGUCUCGCCCGGUUUCCAGACCUUCGUGUCCUGCCAGGAGCAGCGGCUCACCUACCUGCCGCAGCCGUGGGGGAACUGCCGGGCCAGCGUGCAGGGGGAGCAGACGCUGCCCGGCUACGACACCUACAGCAUCGCCGCCUGCCGCCUGCAGUGCGAGAAGGAGGCUGUGGUGCAGAGCUGCCACUGCCGCAUGGUCCACAUGCCAGGCAACGAGUCCAUCUGCUCCCCCAACGUGUACAUCGAGUGUGCCGACCACACGCUGGACGCAGCGGUGGAGGACAGCCAGGAGCGCUGCAGCUGCCCCACGCCGUGCAACCUGACACGCUACGGCAAGGAGAUCUCCAUGGUGCGCAUCCCCAACAAGGGCUCGGCGCGCUACCUCGCCCGCAAGUACAACAAGAACGAGACCUACAUCCGGGAGAACUUCCUGGUGCUGGACAUAUUCUUUGAGGCGCUCAACUACGAGGCCAUUGAGCAGAAGAAAGCUUACGACCUUGCUGGGCUUCUCGGGGACAUCGGGGGACAGAUGGGCCUGUUCAUCGGUGCCAGCAUCCUCACCAUCCUGGAGAUCUUGGACUAUGUCUAUGAGGUGAUCCGGGACAGGGUGAGCCGGGUCCUGCGCCGCUCCAAACCGCCCCUGAAGAAGCCCUCGGGCAGCAUCGCCACGCUGGGACUGGAGGAGCUCAAGGACCAGACUGUACACAGUUAG
Nipponia nippon (crested ibis) is the source of this 1772-nucleotide messenger RNA. Lineage: Eukaryota; Metazoa; Chordata; Aves; Pelecaniformes; Threskiornithidae. The record is from RefSeq and is a predicted model, not a curated record.